Molecule: messenger RNA, 2064 nt
Organism: Olea europaea var. sylvestris
Lineage: Eukaryota; Viridiplantae; Streptophyta; Magnoliopsida; Lamiales; Oleaceae
Product: calcium-binding mitochondrial carrier protein SCaMC-1-like
Exons: 4
Coding region: 268-1758 (496 amino acids)
Biological process (GO): transmembrane transport
Molecular function (GO): calcium ion binding; ATP transmembrane transporter activity
Source: RefSeq, a predicted model, not a curated record
AAUAACAACGCCAUCGUGUGUUUCGGCUCAGCCAACGAAUCCCCGUUUAUGACCCGACAAGAAAAAGAAGCUCCAAAUCAACAGUCCGGCUCAUUUCCUGGGAUAUUCUGCAUACAAAUAUCCUCUUCCCCUACUUUCUUCCCCACUCCAAUACCCCCAUUUUCGACUUUCUAUGCAUACGACCCGUUUUCUCUAUAGAUCCCUAAAUUCAAAUUCAAUAUAAAGAUAACCCUCUGGCAAUUAGAGUGGCAUGUGAAUAUUCCAGCAAUGGCGUCCGCAGACACAGAAAAUGAGAAAAAAGCCCGGUCCGGAGGCUGCAACCCGGUGAAAAAACCGGGUCCAGUAUCGCUAGACCACGUUUUAUCGGCCUUGGGAGAGACGAAAGAAGAGAGAGAUUCGAGAAUUAGAAGUCUAUUCAGUUUUUUCGACUCGAAUAAUGUGGGCUACUUGGAUUCUGCCCAAAUUGAGAAGGGUCUUUCCGCAAUGCAAAUCCCGGAGGAUUACAAGUAUGCCAAGGAAUUACUGAAUGUUUGUGAUAAAAAUCAGGAUGGGAGGGUGGAUUAUCAGGAGUUCAGGAAAUAUAUGGAUGAUAAGGAGCUAGAAUUGUACAGGAUUUUCCAGGCUAUUGAUGUUGAGCACAAUGGGUGCAUCUUGCCAGAGGAGUUAUGGGACGCUCUUGUCAAAGCUGGGAUAGAAAUGGAUGACGAUGAACUUGCUCAUUUUGUUGAGCAUGUUGAUAAAGACAAUAAUGGAAUUAUAACUUUUGAAGAAUGGAGAGAUUUUCUUCUGCUUUAUCCACAUGAGGCUACCAUAGAAAACAUAUAUCACUACUGGGAAAGGGUAUAUCUUGUAGAUAUUGGUGAACAAGCUGUGAUACCUGAAGGCAUCAGCAAGCAUGUUCAUGCAACCAAAUUUUUGAUUGCAGGUGGAGUUGCAGGAACUGCUUCUCGUACUACAACUGCACCUCUUGAUCGGUUAAAGGUGGUUUUACAAGUACAAACUGAUCAUGCUGCUAUUGUUCCUGCAGUUAAAAAAUUAUGGAAGGAAGGUGGUUUUUUGGGGUUUUUUCGGGGUAACGGGUUAAAUGUGUUGAAAGUUGCACCAGAAAGUGCUAUCAAGUUUUACACUUACGAAACAUUGAAAACUAUAAUUGGAGAUGCUAAAGGUGAAAAGCAGGGGGAUAUAGGAACCGUAGGGCGACUUGUUGCUGGUGGAUUGGCUGGAGCUGUGGCACAAACUUCUAUUUAUCCAAUGGAUCUUGUGAAAACUCGAUUACAAACUUAUGCUUGUGAAGGAGGAAAUGUGCCAAGUCUGAGGAAAUUAUCUAAAGAUAUUUGGGUUCAGGAGGGACCUCGAGCAUUUUACAGAGGGUUGGUGCCAUCUCUUCUUGGAAUUAUUCCUUAUGCAGGCAUCGAUUUAACUGCCUAUGAAACCUUGAAAGAUAUGUCCAAGAAAUAUAUUCUUCAUGACGAUGAACCUGGUCCUCUUGUGCAACUCGGUUGUGGAACGAUUUCAGGAGCACUUGGAGCAACAUGUGUUUAUCCUAUGCAGGUGAUAAGAACGAGAAUGCAAGCUCAGAGCAUGAAUACAGAUGCUGCAUACAAGGGGAUGUCGGAUGUAUUCUAUAGAACAUUUCAGCGUGAAGGUUUAAGGGGAUUCUAUAAAGGAUUAUUCCCAAAUCUUCUUAAAGUUGUACCAGCAGCAAGCAUUACGUAUAUGGUUUACGAGUUCAUGAAAAAGAGUCUAGAUCUUGAAUAGAUGAUGCUCAACUACGGUUAUAUAGCUACACAUUGGGAAAAAAACACUGAUGAUGAUGAAAGUUGAAUAAGAUUAUUUUUGAAACUGAUGGUCAUUAUUUGGACAUAAAUUAGAUUUUUUAUCCCCCUCGAGAUAGCUAUGGGGGUUGGCUGACUAACUGCGUUGAGAUUUAAGAAUACAUAACGAUGUCUAUGUUGAGUACUAGGUAAUUGUUGUAUACUUCUGCUACAUACUCGCAACAAAUACCAACUCUUCGGAAUUUGCCAUUUUUGCUAUAAUAAUCUUCGGAUACAAUUUUCCUGUCCA